Messenger RNA from Zingiber officinale, 348 nucleotides. Its product is annotated as uracil-DNA glycosylase, mitochondrial-like. NCBI's taxonomy places the organism in Eukaryota, Viridiplantae, Streptophyta, Magnoliopsida, Zingiberales, Zingiberaceae. The coding region runs from base 1 to 348 and encodes 115 amino acids. The transcript has a single exon. The record is from RefSeq and is a predicted model, not a curated record.
AUGGCUUCCUCCUCCAAAGCCCUAGGCGAGCUCCUCCGCUCGCCGAAGCGUCUCCGCCCGAUCUCCCUCUCCCCGGAAUCCAUGACCCUCAAAUCCCCCCUCUCCACCCUCCACGCCCCUCCUCUCGCCGCCGGUGAACACCCCUCCGCACUCACGUCGGAGCAGGCGAAGAGGGUCGACGUCGGCCGAUCCCAUUCCCAAUGGAAGCGGAACCUCAGUAUCUGUUCGGAAAGGAUCACGACAAGGAAAGGUACUCAUUCCGAUCCCUAUGUGAAGCUGGGAGAGCUCUUGGUCGAGGAGACAUGGCUGGAGGCUCUCCCCGGCGAGCUUCAGAAACCCUACGCGUAG